ACAACAGUUUUGUGUUUAGAGAAAUUAAAUUCCAAUUUUAAUACUCUUCAUUUAUGGAGAACAGAGACACUGAAACCUACCCACUCCUCACACCUCUAAACCACCGUCAACAAAACCAAACAACCACUGUUGUAUUCAACGCCGAAUCCAAUGAUAUUUCUCCGAUUACCGGCGCCGGCGAAUUCGCCAGGGAGUUUCUCGUGGAGUCAAAGAAACUAUGGUACUUAGCUGGCCCUGCCAUGUUCACCUCCAUCGCUCAAUAUUCUCUCGGCGCCGUCACUCAAGUCUUCGCCGGCCAUGUCGGUACUCUCCAACUCGCCGCCGUCACCGUUGAAAACUCUGUCAUCGCUGGUUUCUGCUUAGGCAUCACGGUAGGGAUGGGAAGCGCGUUGGAGACGCUAUGCGGACAAGCUUUUGGAGCAGGAAAACUUGACAUGUUAGGAAUAUACAUGCAAAGAUCAUGGUUGAUUCUAAACGCAACCGCGCUUAUUUUGAGUCUUCUAUACAUAUUUGCGGAUCCACUUAUGAAACUAAUCGGGCAAACAAAAGCGAUUUCAGAGGCAGCAGGGGUGUUUGCAUUAUGGAUGAUUCCUCAACUAUUCGCUUACGCAAUGAACUAUCCAAUUCAAAAGUUUUUACAAUCACAAAGUAAGAUAAUGGCUAUGGCGUGGAUUGCAGGGGUAGCAUUGGUUGGACACACGGUGUUUAGUUGGCUCCUUAUGUUGCACUUAGGGUGGGGACUAGCUGGUGCUGCGGUGGUGCUUAAUUGUUCUUGGUGGUUUAUUGUGGUGGCUCAAGUUGUUUAUGUUUUGAGUGGUUCUUGUGGUGAAGCUUGGACUGGUUUUUCGUUUAAAGCUUUUCAGGAUCUUUGGGGUUUUGUUCGUCUUUCACUUGCCUCUGCUGUUAUGAUGUGCCUUGAAGUGUGGUAUUUUAUGGCAUUGAUUCUAUUCGCUGGAUAUCUCGAGAAUGCUGAAGUUUCAGUCGAUGCAUUGUCUAUAUGCACAAACAUAUUGGGGUGGACUAUCAUGGUAUCCUUUGGAAUUAACGCAGCCGUAAGUGUGAGAGUAUCAAAUGAAUUAGGUGCAUCUCAUCCAAGAGCAGCAAAAUUUUCACUUGUGGUUGCUGUGAUAACUUCAUUUGCAAUUGGUAUAUUGCUUUCAUUGGUUUUAAUAAUCUUCCGACACCAGUAUCCUAUGUUGUUUUCAAAUGAUCCAGAAGUGAGAAAGGUAGUGAUUGAGCUGACACCAAUGUUGGCACUAUGUAUUGUGAUAAACAACAUUCAGCCAGUUCUUUCAGGGGUUGCCAUUGGGGCAGGGUGGCAAGCAGCUGUUGCUUAUGUAAAUGUUGCUUGUUACUAUCUCUUUGGUAUUCCUUUGGGCCUUUUUUUUGGCUACGCUCUUGAUUUUGGUGUCUUGGGGAUUUGGUCUGGAAUGCUGGCAGGGACUGUCCUACAAACUCUUGUUUUAUUUAUCAUGGUCUAUAGAACUGACUGGAAUAAUGAGGCGUCACUUGCUGAUGAAAGGAUAAAGAAGUGGGGUGGGGCAUAAAGAUAUCGAGAUGAACGAUAUUCGGAAGAGUCAUCGAGCAACAUGAAACUAGCAAAUUCUAGCAUUUAAUUUGUGCCUCUUUAUGUUUUCAAUUUAAGUAUGGAGAAAUCAAUAUGAAAUUUUAAUUUCUUUUUUCAUAUGAAAUUAGGGAAUGAAAAAAUAUUAUUAACUAAAGUGACAUUGAGAGUCAUUUUUACGACGGCUCUCAGCAUAAUUUAAAUUGUUUUUUGAGAAUUGAGAUUGUAAGAUGAAAUUAUUGUUGCUAAAUUGUUGCAUUUUUAAUUUAAGGAUUAGCAGUAUUCUUGGUCUCUAUAAUUUAAGAUUGAA
Molecule: messenger RNA, 1874 nt
Organism: Cicer arietinum (chickpea)
Lineage: Eukaryota; Viridiplantae; Streptophyta; Magnoliopsida; Fabales; Fabaceae
Product: protein DETOXIFICATION 30
Biological process (GO): xenobiotic detoxification by transmembrane export across the plasma membrane
Cellular component (GO): membrane
Molecular function (GO): xenobiotic transmembrane transporter activity; antiporter activity
Source: RefSeq, a predicted model, not a curated record